Molecule: messenger RNA, 699 nt
Organism: Trichosporon asahii var. asahii CBS 2479
Lineage: Eukaryota; Fungi; Basidiomycota; Tremellomycetes; Trichosporonales; Trichosporonaceae
Exons: 2
Coding region: 1-699 (232 amino acids)
Source: RefSeq, a predicted model, not a curated record
AUGGCAGUGGUGGCAUGUGGCACUGGCGACCUUGUCAUCAACGCUGCCGAUGCCUCCGGCGACAGUGCCAGGGAAAACGUUGAACCUAGACCUCACGCAGACUCCAGCAUCGACAGGCUGAGUUCCACUAAUGUUCAAGAUGCGGGCCCACUCCAUCGUUCAGCCGAAACACUGGCCACUGUGCCAGCCGAUCCAAUUUGCGAUCGCCUCGCAGCGGCAGUCGAACCGCUUGAAGCAUCCCUUGGCCUUGCCGUCCUUGCCAUCCUGCUUAUCUUUCCCGCCACCAUUACCUCCGUUCCCAUUGUUCACCCCCUUGCCCCCGUUCCCAUUGGCCCCAGCACCGGUACCCCCGCUCCCCGGACUGGCAGCCUUCCCCUUCCCUUUCCCCAUCCCCGAGCUGCCAAACUUACCACCACCCUUUGCUGGACCAGUCCGUCCCAUACUACAGCCCCGGGGAGGAGGGAGACGGACUCAAACGUCGCCCCCUCCGCUGCGGACAGCUGGGUGCCGGCGGGAACGAUGACGGUCUUAUUCAGUUCGUCGAAGGUUAUGGCGCUCGCGGACGAGGUCGUCCAGCGGAGACAGGCGCCGUUGGGGCCCUCCUCGGUACACUCGAAGUGGCCCCCUGGAGCCGCCCCGAGAGCGGUGGCGGCUAGAGCUCCCAGAGGCACGAAUGCGGAAGCGAGACGCAUGAUCUGA